AACUGAUGUUUUUUUCCGACAUAAUUGUAUUCUUAAGGCCGCUGUAUUUCGCUACUAUUAUCCCGAGUGGAAGCCCCUUAUUAUAUGCGAUAGAAUAAGUAAUUGUCAAAAACACCUGAUGAUUGCAGAAGUACAACAAAAGAUUCCGGUAUUCACAAGUGUAAAAUAUACGCUCAACAGAAUGAAAUAAAUUUAAUUAAUGUAUCAUAAAUAAAUAAUUCUCGUGCUCAAGUCCAAACAGUAGUAUACAUUUUAAGAAUUGUUGAGAAAUUGGAUAGAACAAGAAUAAUGGCUUACGGUUCAAGGAAGAAAGUGCCGAAACUGCAGGGAUAUCACUUCUACAAACGCGAAUUGUGUCUAUAUUUUGGAGUAUAUUUUGCCUACCUCAUAUACGGACUAUGGAUUCUGUUUGACUUGCGUAAAGUAUUACAACAACGUUCUGGAUUUACACGUGACCCUUUCAACUACGAGUUGGACAUAUUCAAUAAUUAUGUCCGAUCGAACUGGCAUUGGUACAUCGUACAUGCCAUAAUUGCAACAGGCUCAAAGUUUUUCUUUAACCGAGACAAUAUCGGACUUGCAUUCGCAUGUGUAUCAAUCCCAUCAUUGUUGAGCACUCUUCAGUUCCGAAUGAACAUAUUUCUUGGCACAAUGCUUUUAAUAUUUUAUUUAGUGUCAUAUAUUGGCAAUAGAAAGUUGAUAUGGUUCGCAACAGCCUUAUGGGUAGCAGUACUUAAUAUUUUAGCAUUAAAUAUCGGCAACUUUUCAGACGAACAAGACAUUUUUUAUACAUUUAGUGUAAUAUUAUUUUGGACUUUGUUGCGUUGUUGCAGUUUUGCACAUUUUUGGGCCGAUAUAAAAAAGGUAGACCUUUUAAAAUUGUCCACAGUGACACACUAUCUAGGAUACACAUUAUACUUUCCUACGCUUGUAAAUGGUCCAUUUUUGGACUAUAAAAGAUAUAUUGUUAUAUUAAAAAAAAAGGACGCAUAUACAUUCUUUAAUGAAGUGAAAUAUUUUGCUUAUGAAAUAGUGCGAAUUUUCUUCUGGUGGCUUGUUUUAGAGCUUGGAAUGCGUUACUUAUUUGUACAUUACAUGGCUGUAGAAACAGACAAAGCGAAACUUGUGAGAUCACCUUUCGGACGGCAUGCAAUCGGGUAUUUCUUAGGUUUGUCCUUUUUCAUGACGUAUUUCGUAAAAUAUGGCUUAGGAAUUGCUUCCUCCCGUUACGAUGGGAUGCAUCCUCCAAGUAAACCACAAUGCAUUGGUCAUGUCCAUUAUUAUUCGAAUAUGUGGAAACAUUUCGAUCAAGGACUUUACGAAUUUCUAUUUGAUUACAUUUACCAGCCAUUAGUUAAUGCAAAUUAUUCAAAAUUCGUGUCCACGGUGCUCACCUUUGCAUUUGUUUUCAUGUGGCAUGGUUGUCAGACUGAGAUUCUUAUCUGGACAGUAAUGAAUUUCUGGUGUCUGAUAUUUGAGAAGUUAUUGAAGCACGCUAUGCGGUCAACGUUCUACAAAAGUUGCAUUGAACAAAAUUUGGGUAAACAACUGUCACAACGUUUUCAUGCAAUAAUUUUUAGCCAACUUUUCAUUGUGGCUGCUUUUGCGAACGUUUUCUUUAUUGGUAGUCCCGAAAUGGGCGUAUUUUUGAUAUUGAAUGCAUACCGGAAUGGUUUUGCGAAUUAUCUUGCAUUAUCAUUUUGUUGCUACUGUUUCUUUCAAUGCUCUGAAUUAAUAUCUAUGAAACUUUGGAAAGAAAAUGUAAAAUGGAAAAGAAAAGCUAAAUCAAAUUAGCUAGUUUGUAAAACUGUAGUUUAUUAAUGGCAAAUUAAUUAAAAAUACCGAUUGAAAAAAAAUUGUAAACGUUUAUUUUGUGCAAGUAAAAUUUUUUGGUCAUACAGACAAAAUAAUAAAAAGGUUAUUUUGCUAUUUAUUGCGUCGAAGUGGGAUGUUGAAGUAAACUCAGCUGGAAAAUUUGACAAUCAUAUGGCAGCAAUAUUUUUUGGCACCUACGCUGAACUGAGGUUUGCAAAUUAGACAAUAAUCAAAAUUAACUGGAUGAAGUUGAAAUGAGCUUCUUAAUUCAACUCAUACAAAGUUUUAUACAAAAAAUGCUUGCGCUUUUAUCGUUUGGCCAAAAAACCAUUACAAGCAGUUUAAGUAUAUAUAUUAAAACCAACACAGGACGAACUUUAGCUGUGAAUUUAGAACCACAGUGGGACAUAAAAAAUGUUAAGGAAAUUGUUGCACCGCAAUUGGGUUUGCAACCCGAAGAAGUAAAAAUAAUCUUCGCUGGUAAGGAAUUGAGUGAUGCAACAACCAUUCAGGAAUGUGAUUUGGGCCAGCAAAGUAUAUUACACGCAAUACGUAGUCGUCCUCAACCACAGCGACAACGCUUACAGUUCACAGUAAUGGAGGAGGAGCCCCAAGAUGUUAUGAACAUAUCUACUUCUACUGGUAGAGCAACACCUUCGCCUCCAGAAGAACCUUCCAAACCUUUAUGCGAAACAUUAGUAGAUUUACAGCUGCUGAGCGAAGAACGCAUAAAUAUUACUGAAGAAGAUCGUCAACGUACAAAAGCUCACUUUUUUGUGCAUUGUGCCCAAUGCAAUAAGCAUUGUAAGGGGAAAUUACGUGUUCGCUGCUCACUUUGUAAAGGAGGCGCAUUUACGGUGCAUCGUGAUCCAGAAUGUUGGGAUGAUGUAUUGAAACCUCGACGCAUAACUGGUCAUUGUGAAAGCAAAGAAAUUGCGUGCUUUGAUAAUGAAACGGGAGAUCCGCCAUAUACUGAAUUUUAUUUUAAAUGUAGUGAGCAUGUCUCUGGUGGAGAGAAAGAUUUCGCUGCUCCUUUAAACUUAAUUAAAAUUAAUAUUAAAGACGUACCGUGUUUGGCAUGCACAGAAGUUAGUGAAACUGUUCUUGUCUUCCCCUGUGAAUCGAAACAUGUUACCUGCCUAGACUGUUUUGAGCAAUAUUGUCGUUCACGACUGUCCGAGAGACAAUUUAUGCCACAUCCCGAUAUUGGGUAUACGCUACCAUGUCCAGCGGGAUGCGAAAGCUCUUUCAUAGAGGAGAUUCAUCACUUUAAGCUUUUGUCGCGAGAAGAAUAUGCCAGAUAUCAGCGUUUUGCAACGGAAGAAUAUGUAUUGCAGGCUGGCGGUGUAUUGUGCCCACAACCUGGCUGUGGCAUGGGGUUAUUAGUGGAACCAGAAUGUAAGAAAAUAACCUGUCAGAAUGGCUGUGGCUAUGUCUUUUGUCGUAAUUGUUUGCAAGGAUAUCAUUUAGGAGACUGCUUGCCAGAAGGUACAAGCACCAACUCCAGCGGUUCUUGUGAAUAUUCUGUGGAUCCAAAUCGUGCAGCUGAAGCUCGUUGGGACGAAGCGAGCAAAGUCACGAUCAAAGUCAUGACUAAGCCAUGUCCAAAAUGUCGCACACCUACAGAGCGAGAUGGCGGUUGUAUGCACAUGGUGUGCACACGGGCCGGCUGUGGCUUCGAAUGGUGCUGGAUUUGCCAAACGGAAUGGACUAGGAACUGCAUGGGUGCACAUUGGUUUGGAUAAACCUUAGGCAAGUGUGCCCACGGCCUUUAUGAACAUAUUAAAUUACUAUGCUACGAUUGAAUACGUACGUAGUAUUUGUGUAAAAAAAUAUAUUUGAAUUCGUACUCGUAUAAAGUUUUAUAAAAGGACUUAUAAAGUUAUCAUUGCUUGAUUUGUUAAAAUCAAAAUAAUUAAUAGGUAAUAAAGUUAAUAACAAAAA
Molecule: messenger RNA, 3759 nt
Organism: Bactrocera oleae (olive fruit fly)
Lineage: Eukaryota; Metazoa; Arthropoda; Insecta; Diptera; Tephritidae
Source: RefSeq, a predicted model, not a curated record